CUGCAACAUCUAAACCACACAAUGGCGGCUGGCAAAGCGGGAAAGGCUUCCGGCAAAGUGAAGCUGAAGGCGGUGUCGCGUUCCGCCCGAGCAGGAUUGCAGUUCCCUGUCGGGCGUAUACAUCGCCAUUUGAAAACCCGAACGACAAGCCACGGACGCGUUGGUGCUACCGCUGCCGUAUACUCGGCCGCCAUCCUGGAAUACCUCACGGCCGAGGUGCUAGAACUGGCUGGUAACGCUUCGAAAGACCUCAAAGUGAAGCGUAUUACACCGAGACAUCUGCAGUUGGCUAUUCGUGGUGACGAAGAACUGGAUGGGUUGAUUAAAGCGACGAUUGCCGGCGGUGGUGUCAUUCCACACAUCCACAAAUCACUGAUUGGCAAGAAGGGUGUACCCGAGUAAGGAGGGUCCAGUUGGUGCGCAGGAUGCUUGACCAUCAUAUUCCUUCCUGACGGAAGGUUUGCAUCCGCUUCCAAAAAUAAGCUAACACAUACUAUACACUAAUGUAACUAGCACGAAAGAACGAUGCGCUUGGAAUAGUUAGGUACAUAUUUAUCAGCCUAGUUUAGAUGCGCGAAGAAACAGAAAAAAUACAAAACAUAGAAAAGAGGGAAUAGAAGAACAGCAUCAUGAAUUUUCCCGUAACUCGAAUAACUCGUUACACUCUGAAUAGGCGAACUAAUAGAAAACUGAACGAGUACGUUGCAUUUAUCAGCCUAGUUUAGAUGCGCGAAGAAACAGAAAAAAUACAAAACAUAGAAAAGAGGGAAUAGAAGAACAGCAUCAUGAAUUUUCCCGUAACUCGAAUAACUCGUUACACUCUGAAUAGGCGAACUAAUAGAAAACUGAACGAGUACGUUGCAUUUAUCAGCCUAGUUUAGAUGCGCAAAGAAACAGAAAAAAUACAAAACAUAGAAAAGAAGGAAUAGAAGAACAGCAUCAUGAAUUUUCCCGUAACUCGAAUAACUCGUUACACUCUGAAUAGGCGAACUAAUAGAAAACUGAACGAGUACGUUAAACAAAGAUAUGUA
Molecule: messenger RNA, 1031 nt
Organism: Anopheles moucheti
Lineage: Eukaryota; Metazoa; Arthropoda; Insecta; Diptera; Culicidae
Product: histone H2A.V-like
Exons: 1
Coding region: 22-402 (126 amino acids)
Cellular component (GO): nucleosome
Molecular function (GO): structural constituent of chromatin; protein heterodimerization activity; DNA binding
Source: RefSeq, a predicted model, not a curated record